Messenger RNA from Fonsecaea multimorphosa CBS 102226, 1788 nucleotides. RefSeq lists its product as uncharacterized. The transcript has 2 exons. Gene Ontology annotation, molecular function: microtubule binding; microtubule motor activity; ATP binding. Lineage: Eukaryota; Fungi; Ascomycota; Eurotiomycetes; Chaetothyriales; Herpotrichiellaceae. The record is from RefSeq and is a predicted model, not a curated record. The coding region runs from base 1 to 1788 and encodes 595 amino acids. Gene Ontology annotation, biological process: mitotic spindle organization; microtubule-based movement.
AUGGUGCCGCCGUCCCGCACACUCACUCAUGAGGUCCGAGCAAAGACCCCAACACACUCGACCGCCUCGAGUCCCUCUCUCAGGUCCAAGACGCCUGUGAGUGUGCCGAUGACCCCAACAAACAGUACCAUGACUCCCGGUGGCAAUGUCAAGGUCGUCGUUAGAGUCAGGGCAUUUCUUCCCCGCGAAAUCGACAGAGGCGCACAAUGCCUGAUUGAGAUGAACCCUCGCACCCAGUCGACCAAGCUGCUGGUACCUCCUUCGACCGAUCCAGCCAAUGCAAGAGCGCAGACGCGAAAAGUCCUCGAGGAAAAGCUGUUCACAUUUGACAAUUCAUUCUGGUCGCACAAUACAAGAGACGAGCACUAUGCAACACAAGAGGAUGUCUACAAUUGUUUGGGGGAAGAGUUCCUAGAUCACAAUUUUGAAGGCUACCACACAUGUAUCUUUGCGUACGGACAGACGGGCUCAGGCAAGAGUUACACUAUGAUGGGUACCGCAGAACAGCCGGGCUUGAUCCCACGGACCUGCGAGGACUUAUUCCAACGCAUCGAGUCCAACGAGAGCGCCAACAUCAGCUACAGUGUUCGAGUAUCAUACUUUGAAGUCUACAACGAGCACGUGCGGGAUUUGUUCCAGCCACGCACUGAACCUCCCCAAUACCUCAAGAUCCGCGAGUCUCCGACCGAAGGGCCGUAUGUCAAGGACUUGACAGAAAUCCAAGUCAAGAAUUACGGCGAGAUCCUCAAGUACAUGCGCAUGGGCGACAACUCUCGGACUACGGCUUCGACCAAGAUGAAUGACACGUCUUCUCGCUCUCAUGCAGUCUUCACCAUCAUGCUGAAACAAAUCCACCACGAUUAUCGAACAGACGAGACAACCGAAAGACUGGCGCGGAUAAGGCUGGUGGAUUUGGCUGGAUCUGAACGUGCCAAAUCGACCGAAGCCACGGGGCAGAGACUCCGAGAAGGCGGGAACAUCAAUAAAUCGCUGACCACAUUAGGGAGGGUUAUUGCCGCGCUCGCCGAGCCCAAAAAUGGUCGACCACACCAUGCAAAAAGAACAAAUCGUGACAUUGUGCCGUACCGUGAUUCGAUCCUGACUUGGUUGUUGAAGGACUCACUUGGAGGGAACUCAAAGACGGCCAUGAUUGCUUGUAUAGCGCCGUCAGACUACGAUGAAACCUUGUCAACCCUCCGAUAUGCAGAUCAGGCCAAACAUAUCCGCACCAAAGCUAUUGUCAACCAAGACCAUGUCUCGUCCGCAGAGAAAGAUGCACAGAUCAAUGAAAUGCAGGAGACGAUCCGAGCGCUGAGGUGGACGUUGAGCCAGCAGCAACAGAAUGGUAGUGCCUCUGUGAUGAAAGCUGUGCAAGAGACUGCCGAAGCCCAAUCGGAGAAGAUUCGUGAAUUCACGACCAAGUAUGAGAACAUGUUGCAGAUCAUGGAAGAGAAGUUGGCAAUUUCAGAGUCAAAGGUGCGGCAACUGGAGGAAGAAAAAGAGGCCUUGAGCAUUCACUUGAAGCUUGUGCUUGACGAGCUCAAGAAUCCGAUCGUCAUCAACAAGGAGGAAACCGAAUCUGUCUACGAGAAGUCUAGGGCGCCGACGCCAGACAUGAUAUACGAAGAUGACACGGCCUCUAGCGACGAGGUAGACACGGAGUCCGAGGUCGACGACGAGGCUGCUGAGAUGCAGGCGGAGAUGGAGGCGCUGAUCUCGGACUUGGGAAUGUUCAAGAAGAAGAUUGCUGCAGACCACGAGACGUUUGGCAUCGGCGUUGCAGCAUGA